Molecule: messenger RNA, 776 nt
Organism: Phyllostomus discolor (pale spear-nosed bat)
Lineage: Eukaryota; Metazoa; Chordata; Mammalia; Chiroptera; Phyllostomidae
Product: neural Wiskott-Aldrich syndrome protein-like
Exons: 3
Coding region: 132-647 (171 amino acids)
Source: RefSeq, a predicted model, not a curated record
CCACGCGCGCGCGCGCGCACGGACAAGCACACGCGCGCGCACCGCCGCUCUCCCUCCGACACACUGGAGGGAAAGGUCAAACUAAAGGCGAGGGAGCGGGGAGGCCGGAGGAGCCGCCGCUGCCGCGCGCCAUGACGGACGCGGCCGAGUCAGCCCGCUCUCCGCCGACGCCGCCGAGCCGUUGCUCUCGUCGCGCCCCCUGCCCCCGCCCCCGUGUCCGUUCUCCCCCUGUCCCCUACCCCCGGCGCUCGCGCGUCCACGCGUCCCCUCCCCCCGGCUCCUCAGGCGCGCGUCGGGCCUGGGGCGCGCGCCGGCCGGGAACGGGAGCGGGCGCCACAGGGUGGGGGCUGCGGCGGACGAUCGGGCGGCCUCCCCGCGCGACCCCCGACGCCCUGGGCGAGGGCCCGCCAGGAAACCCUAGAACCGGGCAAACCAGCACUUACUCAGCAUAUCCCCCUCCCGUAGGUCUCAUUGACCUUGGUGGCACCGUGGAGUAUUGCUUGUACACCCUACCACAGAUGAACAGCUGGUUCUGGGUGACGGUUUCAGAGUUUGGGAACCAGGGAGGAGGGCAGUGGCGCUGGGACGAAGUUAGCCCAGGAGAGCAGCAGCGCUGCCUUGAAGAAACCUGGUAUUUACAAGGAUAAGAUUACACAAUAAAUUAAAUAGUGGUUAGCUACGUUAUUAUGUGAGAAUUCCAUAUUUUACAACGAGGGCUCACUAAAACUUUCCUUCCAAUAAGUAAUGUUUUUUUAUGAUACUUAUAAAAUGUGAUU